This is a messenger RNA of Saccostrea cuccullata (small rock oyster), 8340 nucleotides long. RefSeq lists its product as uncharacterized. The record is from RefSeq and is a predicted model, not a curated record. The transcript has a single exon. Gene Ontology annotation, molecular function: DNA helicase activity; ATP hydrolysis activity. Lineage: Eukaryota; Metazoa; Mollusca; Bivalvia; Ostreida; Ostreidae. Gene Ontology annotation, biological process: DNA repair; telomere maintenance. The coding region runs from base 1 to 8340 and encodes 2779 amino acids.
AUGUCUACGAGACAGCGAAUGCUACAAGACAAAAUGAGAAAAAGAGAACAGAGGCAAAAGCCUGCAGGGAUUCUGCAAGAUGAAGUUUCAGCUCUGACGCCACAACAGUCUGCUGUCCCCUGCGGAACAGUAGAUGGAGCUGAUUUAGCUCCUCCCGGUAAUUUUCCGGGGCUUGGUUCCAUGGGGUUUCCACCUAAAGAGGAAAAACCCCUGGCCAGGGUGCAGGCCUCACCUCGAGUGAAAAUGCAUUCACCUGCCCCGAGGUUGUCACCUCCUCGGGGAAGUCGUCUGUUUGUCCAUGACGAGGGCAAGGCACCGUCCACUGACUCCCCACCGUGGGUUUGUGCUCCACCGAGGGCACCUGGAUCGGACAUAGUGCAUAUGUCUGAUCCAGCAGGACAGGCGCAGCUGGAUACCUCCAGGAUGGAGGAGACCAGUAGGAUAUCAAAAGAUGAGGGCACUUUAACGAAUACUAAACAGGAAUUUGAACGAAUAUCAAAAGGAAACUUGAACGAAAAACAUGAUAUUAUAGAAAGUAUAAUCAGAGAAAGAGAUAUGUUGGAGACUGUAGAAAGUAUGAUGGAUUUCAGAGAUGAUACAGAGAUCAUAGAAAAUGUCACAGAGUCAAGUGAUAAAACUGAUGAUAAGGAAGAAAUGAAGGAAACAAAUGAGAGUAAGGUAUUUAGAAAAGUGAGUGGAAAAAGAAAUGGUAAAAGUUGGAAUAUGAAAGAUGUAAAUGAACGUGAUCAGGGAGAAGGUUGUAGUGUGCAGGAUGAGGGAAAUCAUGAUUUGAAAGCAAGAAGUUUAUACACUGUAUCUGUCCAGGGCUCUUUCCAUCAAGCUGAUCCUAUGUUUGGUGACACUGCAGGAACUCAAUGUGUUGCAAAUUGUUUAUCAGGUUUGGCUUAUCAUGUUCUGAAAAGUGCACAAAUAUGGCAAACAGCUGAUGUUAACAAAGUUUUAGUGAAUGGAGAUGAACUUUACACAUACCUGCAAAACUGUUCUUCAAUUACAAGUAGGUAUUUGUUAGUUGAUGAGUUACCACAGUAUUUUGAAUGCUUUAGCAACACAUUUGACUUUACAGUGAAGGUCUCGGUGCCAAGUUUUAUCAGCUUAUCAGAGGAGGAGCCAUGUUAUGAAGAUUUUAAUGCUUAUCCUCUUUUUGAAGCUCUGCAAGUGGCACUUACUGAAACAAAUGGGUGUUUUGUGUGUUUUGGGGGAAAUACCCUUUUAAUUGGAAAAACUACUGAUGGAUUUUUCAUAUUUGAUUCACAUGCACGAUGCCCUCGGGGAUAUCUAAGUGUAAGAGGAAAGAGUACAAGAAUUUUGUUAAAGGAUGUUCAGGAUGUGUACUUUCAUCUUAGGUCUCUGGCUCUUUCUAUGGGAUUUUCAAGAACUGUUGAAUGUGAAUUAACUGGAGUGUUGUGUUCACUGAAGCAUUUUGGUAUUGCAGAUGUUUAUGAGGCUGAAGGUUCUCAAGAACAUUCAGAAGCAAACUUAAGUUUUAGGCAAGGUGCCUCAAUGCAUUCAGUUGAUGAAGAAACUAAGAGAUAUUCAGCAAUGUUGAAAGAAUCAAACGAAUGUGGGUUACUGUCAGAACAGUCGGGGGUAUUGCAGAUAGAGGAAGUGAUUUUUAUGGGCGAGGAAGUCAAACAACAUGAUUUUAUUCCCUUAUCUGUACAGAAACAAAGGGAGUUGUGCAAAGAGUUGGGAUUUUCUUAUUCUGAUUCUAGAUGUGAAUAUUAUGCAGGGCCCGUUAAAGACAUGGAUACACCUAUCAACUGUAAAGUGAUAGAAGGAGAUGGAAAUUGUUUUUUUAGGGCAAUAUCAUACAGUCUAACAAACUCUGAGAAGUAUCACCAGCAUCUUCGAAAAGCUGUUUGUCAAUACUUGUUGAAAUAUGAACAAAAGUUUCAGCAGUUUAUGAGGUCUGAGGGAUCCUUAAGGUCAUAUUUACUUUCCAAUAAAAUGUCAGAGGAGGGUAUAUGGGCUACUGAAUUGGAGAUUCUUGCAAUGUCACAUAUGUUGAAUAUAGACAUUUAUACUUAUUCAGAUAUGAAAUGGAUUCAAUUCAGUGGGGAAGAACCAAAUCAUGAAGUGGUUGAAAAUGAUGGGGCUAUUUAUUUAUACCACAGACAGCAGAAUCAUUAUGAUGUGGUUUUAAGUGUAGCUGCAAGAAUGUUGGAAAACGGAUCAUUCAUCCAAAACAGUUCUAGCAAGAGAGAGUAUAACUUGCGCAGAGGAAAUCGACUUCGAAUGAAAGGACAACGAAAUGCUUGUCAAAUGAAAAGGCCAUUAAAGUUAAAAGAAACUCGUAGAGACACAUUUAGGAAAAAGUACAGGGAAAGUGAAGAGUUCCGGGAAAAAAUGUUGGAGCAAAAGAAAAACAUGUACUCAAAUGCAGAGCAUAAGUUAAAAACUCAGAUGAAGAACAAAGAAAGGUAUCAUGCUUUAGACUCAGAACUACGAAGGGAAGUACAACGAGCAAGUAGAAAAAGAAGUAAACUGAAGUACUCAACUAACGUUGAACACAGAGAGGAGAAGAAGGGGAAAAGUAUAGAGAAGUACAAGUGUGAUGCUCAGUUCAGAGAACAAGUGAAGGAAAAGAGCAAAGGAAAGUACAGGGCAAACAUAGAACAUCAGAGACAUGUCAAGAAAGCUAGUACUGAAAAGUACAGGACUGACUUGGAACACCAGGAACAUGUAAAAAAGGCUAGUACUGAAAAGUAUAAGACAAACUUGGAACAUCAGGAAAAUGUAAAAAAGGCAAGUACUGAAAAAUACAGGACAGAUUUAGAACAUCGGGACAAUGUUAAGAGAAGAAGCACAGAAAAGUACAAAACAGACCCAGUACACAAGUCGAGAGUAAAACAGGGAGUAUUAAAAAAAUACAAAGAGAAUGAAACAUAUAGGAUAAAAAACAAAGCUGCUAAUGUUCUUAGAUACAGUACAAAUGAAACUUUUAAAGCAAUUGUGAAGGAAAAAGCAGCAAGGAGAUAUCAGACUGAUACCGAAGUCCAAUCAGAAAUGAAGAAACGUAGUAAGGAUGGCUAUCACUCAUCUGCAGAAUUGAAAAGGAAGAAAAAAGAAAAAGUUUCACAAAUAAGAAGGCUGAAGCAACUGAAUUUGGAACAUGAAGAGGAAGUUAUCAGAUUGUUUAAGAAAAAUGCAAUGGAGGGACCUGAUUUUGUUUGUACGUGUUGCCAUAGGCUAUUGUUUAAAAGUCAAGUUCAAGCUUGUGAAAGGCAGAUGUAUGAGAAAAGUGAAUCAGCAAGAACUAUUUCUAACAUAUGUUUGUUGGACAAGUAUUUACAUGAAUGUUCUGACUCAUGCCCAGAAGCAUGUACCAAGUCUUCAUUAUGGAUUUGUUAUACAUGUCAUAGGAAAAUAAUGAGUGGAAAAGCACCAGCUGAGGCUGCAGCCAACAGUAUGAUUCUGGAGGAUAUUCCACCCGAGUUGUGUAAAUUGAACAGUUUAGAACAGCAUUUGAUUGCAAUUCAUAUACCAUUUAUGAAGGUCAUGGCUCUACCCCAUGGUGGGCAAAAAAAUGUUCAUGGACCUGUUAUUUGUGUGCCUUCAGAUAUGAAAAAGACUGGCAGUUUACCAAUGAAGCAGGAGGAGAACUUGUUGUUACGUGUUAAAUUGAAAAGGAAAUUGAAUUACAAAGGCUAUUUUGAAUAUCAGUUCGUUAAUAUGAGCCAUGUCAUGACUGCUUUAUCAUACUUGAAAGAAAACAACCUUUGGUACAAAGAUGUAAAAAUUGAAUCAAGUAUUGAAGAAGGUUUGGCGAAUCAUGAGGAGAGGACAGAUGUUGUAAAUACAGAGGACAACGAAGAUAUUGAAGAGGAAAUUGUUUCAUUUGACACAUGUUUGCAGCCUGUUGAUGUUGCACAGGAAGUCUUAGACCACUACUUUGAUGAUGUGUACAAUAUUGCACCAGGUGAAGGGAAAAAUCCUAUUCGAAUGUUACAGGAACCUGGCAAUGAAGCAAAGGCAUUUCCUUGUCUUUUUCCAAGUGGUCGUUUUUCCUGGAAUGAAGAAAGAUCAGAAAAAAUAACACUUUGUAGGUAUUUCAACAAUAGGUUAAUGAAUGCAGAUGACAGGUUUGCUAAAGAUACCAAUUACAUUUUCUUCAGCCAGUACAUGUCUGAAUUGAACCAAGUGAUAGAAAAAACACAAAUUUCACUUCGAAAGUCACUUUCAAAAUGUACUAGUGGGAAGCCUGUAACAAUAAACAUGCUGCAAGAUCCAACUACUCUCUGUAGUUUGCUGAGAAAUGAUGAUGCAAUAAGAUUUAUGCAACCGAUAAGAGGAACACCAGCUUAUUGGGCAAGUGCUCAAAAGGAUCUCUUUGCAAUGCUGCGACAAUUAGGCAUCCCUACUUGGUUUUGUUCAUUUUCUGCAGCAGAGUACAGAUGGAAUGACGCUGUUAAAGCUAUAUUGCAACAGCAGAAUGAUAACAGAAAUCCUGAUGAAAUGGAAUGGUCAGAAAAAAAUGAAGUUCUAAGAUGCAAUCCAGUCACAGUGGCUAGAAUGUUUGACCAUAGAUUUCAAGUAUUUCAUAAGGAGGUUAUACUUUCCCCAGCAGAACCAAUUGGAAAAGUAGUAGACUUUUUUCAAAGAGUGGAGUUUCAGCAGAGAGGAUCACCUCAUAUGCACUGCUUAUACUGGGUUGAGAAUGCACCCAAUAUUGAUUCUGAUGGGGAAGAGGUUGUAUGUAGCUUCAUUGACAGGUAUGUGACAUGUGCUAUACCAUCAGAAAGUGAUGACGCAGAACUGAGGAAAAGUGUCUUAGAUGUGCAGCAACACAGCAGAAAACAUUCAAAAUCUUGUAAAAAGAAGGGUACUGAAUGUAGGUUUAAUUUCCCGAGGCCUCCAUCACAAAAGACAUUCAUUACAAAUACACAGGACGAAGAGACCUCAAAUGAGGAUGAAACGGUGAGAAAAGUAAACAAGGAAUAUGCAAAGGAGAUAUUACUUAGUGUUUGGGAUAGAGUACAAAGUGAAGAUGACACAAUGAAAACAACAGAGGAAUUAUUUGAUAAUCUGUCACUUACACAGGAACUGUACGAAGAAGCCCAUAAUAUGCUAUCGACAAAAAAGUCAAUUAUUCUCAAACGAUGCCCACAUGAGGUAUGGACAAAUCAAUAUAACCGAUGUCUGCUGAAGUCCUGGGAUGCAAAUAUGGAUAUACAGUUUGUACUAGAUCCUUUCAGUUGCAUUGUUUAUAUUGUUUCCUAUAUAUCAAAGUCAGAGAGGGAAAUGGGUAUGUUACUCAAACAAACAAAGUUAGAAGCUGAGGAAGGAAAUCUCGACGCGAAACAGACCAUGAAAAAAAUUGGUUCUGCUUACUUACAUCACAGAGAAGUGAGUGCACAGGAAGCAGUUUACAGAAUCUGUAACUUAAAAAUGAAAGAAUGCUCUCGAAAAGUUGUUUUUGUGCCUGUAGGAGACAACCCGAUGCGCUUAAGUAAGCCAUUAUCUGUUCUGAAGAAGAAAUCAUCAAGGGCUUCAGAAAUAAUUGAUGAGGAAGAAGAAGACGAGAAUGAAGUUUGGAUGACCAACAUUAUAGAACGUUAUUUGAACAGACCAGAAAAACAAAUUUUCCAAGAGAUGUGCCUUGCAGAAUUUUGUUCUGAGUUCAGAGUUCUUGCUAAAUCCCAGGUUCCUAAGAAGGAAAAUCAAAAUGUCUUUGAAUUGCAGAAUGGGAAAGGAUUUGUUCAACGAAGAACUAGAACGCAACCUGCUGUUGUUAGGUAUCCAAGGUUCAGUGUUGAAAAAAUGUCAGAGAAAUACUAUCAAUCUCUUUUGCAACUUUUUCUUCCUUAUUGGACAGAGGCACAGUUGAAACCACCAGGAUUCGAGUUAUAUGAAGAUUUUUAUGAGACAGGCUUUGUAAAAAUUUCUGGCAGAAAAAUAAAGGAAUCUGUGAAGGCAAUUGUGGAUUUCAAUCAUUCACGUUAUGCAAAAAAUGAAGAUGUGAUUGACAAUGCUCAGGAGACAUAUGAGAUGAUUGGUGAACCCGAGGAUGCGUGGUCAAGAAUAUGUCCAGAAACAGAGGUUCUCAGAAGGGAAGGUAUAGCCCAGAGAAAGGAAAGUUCAGUACCACAGGAGGAAAAUGUGGAUAUUAUACCGGAGAUCGAAAGCGAGACACAUAAUGCAGAUGUCAUGUAUCAUAUUCAGCAAAGUGCAAUUACAAGAGAGGAAAUGUUACCUGUUCUUCAAAGGCUGAAUGAAACACAGAGUGAAGUAUUUUACUUGGUGCGUGAGUGGUGUCUUGCAAAGAUUAGAGGAGAGAAAUGUGAACCCUUUCAUUUAUUUGUUACUGGGGGUGCAGGAACUGGAAAAAGUCAUCUGAUAAAAGCCAUCCAUUAUGAAGCAUCACGUUUGCUUUCACAGAUAAUGUCUGAACCAGAUAGACUAUCAGUUCUUCUCGCAGCAUUUACUGGAACUGCGGCUUUCAAUAUUGGUGGAAAUACUCUUCAUCACUUGUUUUCGUUAACAAAGUUUCUGCCCCUCCCGUAUGAACCUCUUGGAGAACAAAGUCUCAGUGAAUUGAGAGUAAAAAUUGGAGAUCUGCAAAUUCUUAUCAUUGAUGAGAUAUCAAUGGUUUACAAAAGGCUACUGUACUAUAUACACGAAAGACUGGUGCAAAUUAAAAAAUGCAAAGAACCGUUUGGAGGGGUUUGUGUUAUUGCUGUAGGGGACUUUUACCAGCUUCCACCUGUUAAGCAGCGAAAAGAUGAAAGACUUUACAAAGAAAAUAUGAGUUAUCCUAUGGACUACCGGCUUGAUUUGUUUAAGGUCAUUGAAUUAAAAGAGAUAAUGAGACAGAGAGAAGAUCUGUGCUUUGCUGAAGUUCUGAAUUCCCUUCGUGUCAGAGAGAGAAAUGAACCAUUAACAGAGGAGCAACGUUCUCUGCUAGAUGACUGUAUCAUGGAAGGACCAGAAGAUGUUCUCCAUGUGUUCUCUACAAACGAAGAGGUUAAUACAUUUAAUUUGUCAAUGCUAAGGAAAUCUUGUGAAGAUUUACUGGAAAUUGAUGCUGAAGACUACAAGAAAGACAAAACAACCGGGAAACUCAUGCGGAGAACCACACCUUUGACAAGAUCGAAAAGCGAUGGAUUACCAAGCUCGUUGAUAUUGUCUGUUAAUGCCAGGGUAAUGCUCACAAGAAAUUGUAAUGUGGAGGAUGGGCUUGUGAAUGGAGUAAUGGGACAUAUCAGCCAGUUUGCUUUUGUAGAAAACAGCGAUAGAAUUGUCAAAGCUGUAGGAGUUGUGUUUGAUAAUAAGGAUGUUGGGAAGAAGUCCGGACAAAGCAUAAGCAAUACGAACAUAGUGUUCAUAGAAAGAGUGCAAGAAGAGAUAAAAGACAAGGUAUCCACGGUGGUUAGGCACCAAUUUCCAAUCAGAUUAUCUUGGGCAUGCACAGCUCAUAAGGUGCAAGGGAUGACGACAAACAAAGUUGUUGUAAAUUUAGACAAAGUAUUUGCACCAGGCCAGGCUUAUGUUGCAUUAUCAAGGGUUACAUCAAAAAGUGGUCUCUUUAUUGAUACAGAAGACCCUGUUCAAUUGCAAAGAACUGUUUAUGCUGACCCAGAGGUAAAAGCAGCAUUGAACGUAAUGCAGAAAUACAUUUUCGUCGACUCUUCACGGACCUUACCUGCCAAUGGAAUGAAAAUAGUUCUGCAUAACAUACAGAGCUUGAUCAAUCAUUUUGAAGACCUGAAAAAUGAUACAAGGAUCCAACAAGCAAGCAUUAUUUGUUUGACAGAGACAUGGUUAAGAUCGGGAGAAGAAAUCGAGAAUUAUGUUCUUCAGGGGUUUCAAUUUCAUCAUCUUCCUAGAAAAGAAGCAUAUGACGAGAGCACAGUUUCAAACCAGAGUUUACGCAAUUUGUCAAGAGGUGGAGGAGUUGGAUUGUACUUGAAAGAUGAGGAAAAUUAUUAUGAUGUUCUCCAACUGCCCAAGAUGAAUAUUGAAGGCAUAGCAGUAAAAAUACUGAAGGAGAAUAUAUUGUUGUUGAUUGUAUAUCGACCAUGUACGGCAAAAAUGACACCGUUCCUUCGGAAUCUUCAGAAUGUUCUUGACAAAUUGAAAACAAAUGAUCAAGACAGCAUCAUCAUAGGAGAUUUCAAUGAAAAUGCCAGUGCUAAUGGCCCAAUUCAAAGAUUUAUGAGAGAUCGAAACUUCAGACAGCUUGUGACAUUUAGUACAACAGAGGGUGGAACAAUUUUAGAUCAUGUUUAUGUAUCUAGUUCGAUACAGAUUGACGUUCAGAAAGUUCCAACAUAUUACAGUUAUCACGAUGCUCUACAACUGAAAUUCCUAGAUUUUUAA